Molecule: messenger RNA, 939 nt
Organism: Schistosoma rodhaini
Lineage: Eukaryota; Metazoa; Platyhelminthes; Trematoda; Strigeidida; Schistosomatidae
Source: the annotation of a GenBank genome assembly
AUGGAGCAAGUAAAGAAUAGCCUGAUUGGUUUGGUUGCUGGGAUUAACGGUGGAUUUGCUUCAGUUUAUGUUGGACAACCAUUAGAUACCAUUAAAGUCAAGAUGCAAACGUUCCCGGAAGUUCACCCGUCAACAUGGAAAUGUCUCCGAGUCACACUUGCGAAGGAUGGAAUCGCUCGCGGACUCUACGCAGGAACUGUUCCGUCACUCGUUGCAAAUGUUGCUGAAAAUGCGGUGUUAUUCUGUGCUCUUCCGCCAUCGGAACAUUUGAUAGCUGGUCUUUGUGGAGUGGAUAAAAGUCAUCUCUCAGUACUACAGCACGCACUUGCCGGUAGUAUAGCUGCUUUCUGGUCGAGUCUAACUCUUUGCCCAACCGAAUUAGUUAAGUGCAAAGUUCAGUCAAUGAGAGAAAUGACUGAAUUAGGACAUAUAAAGGUUGAUGUCAAAAAUUUAGGUCCAUGGGCAGUAACAAAGUCAAUAUACAAGGAAAAAGGUUUCAAAGGAUUUACUUGUGGUUUAGGUGCUACAUUUGCCAGGGAAAUGCCUGGUUAUUUCUUCUUCUUUGGUGGGUACGAAGCAUGUAGAACAGUGAUGACUCCUACUAAUGGUCGUAAAGAAGACUUGGGUCCCAUUAAAACUGUUAUCGCUGGUGGAAUAGGUGGAGUUUCACUGUGGGUGGCGAUAUUUCCAUUCGAUGUUGUUAAAUCUCGCAUGCAAAUUGGACACCAUACUGUCACGUCAUCCUCAAUCGCUCAUGGAAACAAAGUCAGUAAACAAAGAAGCAUGUUUUCCGUCCUGUUAGACAUCAAGAGAAAUGAAGGAAUCCGUUCACUUUAUCGUGGUCUGGGCCCAACAAUAUUGAGAACAUUCCCAGCAACAGGAGCUUUGUUUCUAGCUGUAGAAUGGACUCGUAAAUGCGGCCAUUUGUUACUAAAUUGA